Salvelinus fontinalis (brook trout) is the source of this 4228-nucleotide messenger RNA. Its product is annotated as NALCN channel auxiliary factor 2-like. Bases 469 to 1671 code for a protein of 400 amino acids. The record is from RefSeq and is a predicted model, not a curated record. The transcript is spliced from 3 exons. Gene Ontology annotation, biological process: calcium ion import across plasma membrane. Gene Ontology annotation, molecular function: stretch-activated, monoatomic cation-selective, calcium channel activity. NCBI's taxonomy places the organism in Eukaryota, Metazoa, Chordata, Actinopteri, Salmoniformes, Salmonidae. Gene Ontology annotation, cellular component: plasma membrane.
CCUUCAAUUAAAUAAUCUGAAGGUUUUCUGUGCUAAACCGAAGAUGGCGACAGAUUAAACUAGACUGUCAAACGGAAGGAGAAAAUGAGAGGCAAAUGUCGCUUUUUGCAUUAAAAACGGAAGAAAAUAUACGACUUGUCAUGUUUGAGAAUGGCAGAUCUAGAGUAAAGAUUUCGUUUUUGUACGUGCCAUGCGUUUAUUGUGUGAUGCUGCACCGGUGCUGGGGGUGUCGGUAGGAUUUCACAACAUGUUACAAUUUUGGGUGUAUAGGAAAUAUUAUGCCGGACGUUAUCUAUUUGCAAUGGAUUAGACUCCGGGGUUUGGAGCUGGAUUGAUUUCUUGACACAACAACUUGGGAAAAAAUGCUUCCCAUCACCAUGUUGCAAACGAGGUAGGUGACAUUGUUUGGGGGAUAUAUUGCAAAGGUGAAAAAGCCAUCUGAGAUCGCUUUUGUCUACCCCCAAAAAUAUGAUCAGGGGUGCUUGGAUGUUUCGAAGGGAAGAUGACGCCGUGUUAAAAAUAUGUUGUGCACCCAAACAAAACGACAAACCCUGUGCCGAUUCCGAGAGGGUACAGAAAUGGCGAAUGUCUUUGGCAUCCCUAUUAUUUUUCACUGUCCUUCUCUCUAAUCACCUCUGGCUGUGUGCUGGAGUUAAACUGAGAUCCAAGGAUAGGAGCAACCGCAAAACCUGGAUCAACGCGCUUGACGGGGUCCAUCCGGCUCUAAAUGAGGGGAAAAGUGGUAUUUUUCUAAGCAAUUUGACCAAAUCCGCUGCUCCAGGUCCUCAUUGCACUGAUGCUCAAAGCCACCACACUCACCUGGAGUCAGCCUGCACCACAUUGUAUCGGCAAAAAAAUGUCUUUGGGUCCUCAACUCCAUCAACGUUCUCGUCACAGAUGUUACUUGAUUAUUUUAGGAAUUUUAGCCUCUCUUUUUGUGAUUCUUACUCCAUUUCCGAUUUACUGUUGGGGAUGUCAAGCCCAGACAGUUUAAAUUGCAGUCUUCAGAACAUGGUUUUGGAUUUGUUUAGCAGUGGUGGGGAUGAUGAGGAUGUCUGCAGCAUCUGUAUCCAGGCUUACAUGAGGCUGGACCAACACGCUCAGGAAAAAUAUGAGGAGUUUGACUUCUUCUUUCUCAAGUAUUUAUCAGAGGAUUAUUCUGUCCGAUCCCACACAGAGGACUGUAAGUCAGUCUACAAAGCCUGGUUAUGCUCAGAAUACUUCAACGCCACCCAGAGCCAGUGUCACCACAGGAUUCCCUGCAAGCAAUAUUGUCUGGAGGUCCAGACCAUGUGCCCCUUUGUGUUACCAGACAAUGACGACUUGGUCUAUGGAGGACAAUCCAGUUUCAUCUGUACAGGGCUACUAGAAAACCAUUUAACCAAUGCAGACCCAGAGUGUUGUGACGUCAGACGGAGUGGCUGCGACCCCUCUGUGGGGGCGGCGUGUGCCCUGACCCAGCUUCCGGGGUCAUCAUCAUGGCAGCGGCGCAGCUCCCCGCCCGUGUCAGCUGCAUCGCGGCUGUGCAGCAGCAGACUCAGACUGUGUGUUCUGGUCCUCAUCCUGCUGCACACUGUCGUCUCCUUUUCCACUGUCCAGAGCAGUGGCGCUGUGGGCCUGGAGGCCAUGGUACCCCUGCCCCUGGAGGAGAGCUCUGCCCGAGAGGAGUGACUGAUGAUGAACAAGAGUUUCUACUGUCCCCCCCCCCGGCUUCCAGUCUACAGAGACUCCCUUCCUUCCCACUACCUGAGGAGUGAGGCGUUAUAACCUUCUCUCUCCAUCCAGUCCCCUCCACAGGACAUCAGGAAUGAGGAGGUUAUACACCGCUCCAGGGAAGGCUACAGGUCGGUAUACCUCUUCGCCCUCCAACACACUAGAGAAGUGGCGAAGCACGGGCCCUCCCCUCCCGCAACACAGAGGGAUAUGGAGGUAGUAGAUAAGGCUUCGGAACUGAGAGCCAGCCAUAUCUCACGUGUAAGGAGGACAUGAGAGGGCAUGGGGAAAGAGGCGGGUCUCCCAUCAUGCUGAAAGAGGUACUGAAUGCUGUUUCUAAGAAGGGUUUGGGUACAAAUGGCCUUUUUCGCUUAUCACCACUCUAUUUAAUACGUUGAGUGAUGGUUUUGGGGAGUUACGUACGAGGUUGAGUUUGUGAACUGCACAAUUGGGAAAAGCGUGAGUUGCAGGCUUGUAUGCUAUUUUUAUUAGUUGUGUGUGUGUGUGUGUGUGUGUGUGUGUGUGUGUGUGUGUGUGUGUGUGUGUGUGUGUGUGUGUGUGUGUGUGUGUGUGUGUGUGUGUGUGUGUGUGUGUGUAAAUGCAUUGAACAAGUCAGCAAUAUAAUUUAUAUGACCCAACACAUGAAAUCAGGUGAUCAUUACAUCUAUCAAGCUAAUAGUAUACAUGCGAGAAAUACUUUGUUUGGCUUACAGUAAAUAUAGUUAUUAUUAUUCUCAGUAACACUAGCCUCAUUGUCAUAUACCAAGCAGAAUCAUUUCAUGCAAAUAUUAGAUUACAGAUCCUCACCGAAGGUAAACCAUGUUGUUUUUGAUAGAUGUCAGAGGUAUACUACUAAUGCUGUGGAGGAACAUGUGUCUAUGCAAAGCUGAUUGAAACCAGUGGAAACUCCCCCUGGGUGUCUAAUCGCUUACAGAAGGUAGAUGAUUGUGCCAUGGAAGACUGUCUGGAUUAUAACUACACCAAUCAUUUCUUACUCAUAAAACAGACAAUUUACCACAUAUAACAUAUAACAAAGACCCAGAGUGGCUAAUUGGAGCAGGAGGCCCUUAAUCAUGGCUAAAUGUUUAAGAAAAUAUUUUCAAGAUGCGAAUGCAUCGCAUCAUCAAAAACAAUUUCUGUCACAGUAGAGAUUUAGGGCGUGUCUAUGCCCUCAAUGUGAAAUAGAGUGAUUACAUUAUUUGGAAAGAACCAAAACGUAUAUAUAUAUAUAUUACUUCUAAAUUCUAAAUAUCAGAUAUAUGAAAAAAGAUCCACCUUGAUUUAUUUCAUAAAGGUCAUCUGUUGGCACGGUAUUGUUAUUUGUAAAGAAGAGCUAGAGUAUGACUAUAUAAAUGGUUCUCAUGUGUUUCUGAUUUAUAAAAUAAAAUUAUUCUGACCUCUCUUUUCCUGGCAUAAUCUGUGUAUUAUUUUUUUUUUAAAUAAUGUUUUUUAAAUUUGGGCUUGUCUUUGGGAAGCUGAAAUAAGAUGUCUUCCAAUGUGACAAAUUGAUUCACAAAUACAAAUAUAUUUGACACAUUAUUUGUAUCUUACAAAGUUAUUCUAAGCCAAAACAAUUGUUUUAGGGUAAUCCUGGGUUCACCUCCCAAACACAUACUGUAUGUGACCUUGGUCUACCACAACACAGGCAUACUGUUUAUGUCCUAACAAAGCUAUUGUAACUAUUUUACUAUUGAAAAACUAUAUCAUAGCAGAGGUUUUUACAGAGUAUAUGUAUAUGAAUUGAACUUGGAUUUGAAUAUAUGAUAUAAAAAGGUAUGACAUGUAUGAUAUUCUUUAUUUAUCCUAAAUAAAAUAUAUAAUAUCACUGUAGCCUUUUAAUGCCUACAAUGAAUUAGUAGGCGUUCAUUUUAUGUCAGUGUCUAACGAACUGCUAGUUUCUUUAGUUUAUAUUGCUAAAAGAUAGUUAUUUUUCUUAUGACUGACUGUGGUGUUUAACUGAAUAUCUAACAGACAUUGUUGACAUGCUGAUUUAUAAACUGGUUGAAGAUACCAAUCACUGUAAAAGAGACAACCAUGUUGAUAACUAUACCUUGGGAUUGAAAAUCCUGCCUGCCUUGUAUGACUAACGUGUGAAACAUUGUCUGGUCUCCCUAUUUCCAAAAAGGCCACUUGUACCCUUCAUUCAUAUCAGUCAUGGCUGUUGCUCAUCCUACUAGAAUAUGAAGGAAUCGUACCUCUAUCAGAUGAGGGAAAAGGGGAUAUGAAUCUACACUGGUGUCCUAAGCCUGUAUUCUGUAAGGGAAAUACUUCUUAUGCCAUUUUAUACACUGUGCUUUAAUGUUUAGAACUUUUUGCACUAGUUCUAAUAACAUUUAUUUUUCUCUGAGAUUGUUUUGAAACUGUGCUAAUUAAUUCCGUUCUAAAAAACAAAUAUUAUCCCAUAUCUGUGUUUCUAGCUAACCUGUAUAUAUGAAAUCGGUUUUCUGUUUCUAUUGUAUUUUGGGCGGAUCAGUGCCUGUUCACUGUUAAAGCCCAAUAAAGUAAUACAAUUGUU